AUGGUUCGCCAACUCAAGCAUCACGAGAAACGCCUUCUGCGAAAGGUCGACUUCACAACCUACAAGCAGGACAAUGACCAUCGCGACAAGGCCGUUGUUCGUAGGUACAUGAUUCAGAAGCCCGAAGACUAUCACAAGUACAACAGGAUAUGUGGUUCCCUACGCCAGCUGGCCCACCGUCUAUCCCUCCUCCCGCCCGACAACGCCGUCCGCCGCAAGCACGAGGAACUCCUACUCAACAAGCUGUACGACAUGGGCAUCCUGUCGUCCAAGUCGAAGCUGAGCGCCGUCGAGCACAACGUCACGGUCAGCGCCUUCGCCCGCCGCCGCCUCCCCGUCGUCAUGACGAGGCUGCGCAUGGCCGAGACGGUCCAGGCCGCCACCAAGAUGAUCGAGCAAGGACACGUGCGCGUCGGCACGGAGGUCAUGUCCGAUCCCGCCUACCUCGUCACCAGGACCACCGAGGACUUUGUCACGUGGUCCGUGGGCAGCAAGAUCAAGAAGAACAUUAUGAAGUACCGCGAUCAGCUUGACGACUUUGAGCUGCUGUGA
Geosmithia morbida is the source of this 552-nucleotide messenger RNA. Its product is annotated as U3 small nucleolar ribonucleoprotein IMP3. Bases 1 to 552 code for a protein of 183 amino acids. The record is from RefSeq and is a predicted model, not a curated record. Gene Ontology annotation, biological process: rRNA processing. Gene Ontology annotation, cellular component: Mpp10 complex; small ribosomal subunit; small-subunit processome. The transcript is spliced from 2 exons. Gene Ontology annotation, molecular function: structural constituent of ribosome; snoRNA binding; rRNA binding. NCBI's taxonomy places the organism in Eukaryota, Fungi, Ascomycota, Sordariomycetes, Hypocreales, Bionectriaceae.